Molecule: messenger RNA, 884 nt
Organism: Eucalyptus grandis
Lineage: Eukaryota; Viridiplantae; Streptophyta; Magnoliopsida; Myrtales; Myrtaceae
Product: ethylene-responsive transcription factor ERF021
Exons: 1
Coding region: 67-630 (187 amino acids)
Biological process (GO): regulation of DNA-templated transcription
Molecular function (GO): DNA-binding transcription factor activity; DNA binding
Source: RefSeq, a predicted model, not a curated record
CUCUUAAUCUUUUGUCAUUAGUCAAACCACCGUACCGAGGUUUAACCCUUACUGUCGCACCGGAAAAUGGAGGACGCCGGGAGCAGCCGCGGCGGCACCAGCUCUUGCUACAGAGGUGUCCGGAAGCGGAAAUGGGGGAAGUGGGUGUCUGAGAUCCGCGAGCCCGGGAAGAAGACGAGGAUAUGGCUCGGCAGCUUCGACACCCCGGAGAUGGCCGCCGCUGCCUACGACGUGGCCGCCCUCCACUUCCGGGGCUGCAACGCCUGCCUCAACUUCCCUGCGCAGGCCACCGGCCUCCCCCGCCCAGAGAGCUCGGGUGCCGACGACGUGCGCAUGGCGGCUCACGAGGCAGCACUACAGCGGCGGGUGGGGGCAGCUCCCCCCGGCAGCACUGGCGGUGGCGGCAAGUCGGGGGCUCUGAACAAGGCGGCCCCAGUGACUGUGAGCCUCCCGCCUGCCAUGAUUGCGGCCAUCAACGAGUGGCCACUGGAUUCGCCGACGAUGUGGAUGCAAAUGGCGGAGGCGCUGGCGGCGCCGGGGCCGUGCUCCACCGCGAGCAACGCUAACGCUCGGGACAAAGAGCUAUUCGGGGACGCCCACGCCGAGUGUUUGCUCUGGGAAAGGAUAUAGCCCUAUAGCCCUAUAGCCCUAUAGCCUUAUAGCCCUAUAUAACUUAUGGAUAGAUCAUCUUGCAUCUGCAAAAACAGUUAGCAAUUUUAAUAUGGAAGCAGAUCGCGGUGUAACAUGGAGAGCUCACAUACUGAUUUAGAGAGAUAUCUUGAGUCUUUUUUAUUUUUUUCCUGUCCAAAGAGAUCUCUGAGUUAACCGCAAUUGAUUUGUACUCGUUUCCCAAGUAAUGUUCAAUAUAGAAAGCACCAAUUAUA